Molecule: messenger RNA, 1411 nt
Organism: Jaminaea rosea
Lineage: Eukaryota; Fungi; Basidiomycota; Exobasidiomycetes; Microstromatales
Exons: 3
Coding region: 49-1341 (430 amino acids)
Biological process (GO): nucleophagy; autophagosome assembly; autophagy of mitochondrion
Cellular component (GO): cytosol; cytoplasmic ubiquitin ligase complex
Molecular function (GO): Atg8-family ligase activity
Source: RefSeq, a predicted model, not a curated record
CUUUCACUUCGCACUCUCCUCCACCAACGAUCACAGCGUCGAGCAAACAUGAAUGCCAUUCAGACGCACUUCUGGGCGGUAAGGGACUAUCUAGCUCCCGUCCUCCGGGAAUCCAAGUUCAAGGAGCACGGCAGGAUCACGCCAGACGAAUUUGUAGCCGCCGGUGAUUUCCUAGCCUACAAGUUCCCCACCUGGUCGUGGUCCUCGGGCGACGCAUCAAAGACGCGCGACUUCCUGCCCAAGGACAAGCAAUACCUCGUAUCAAAGGGAGUGCCAUGCCUGCGCAGAGUCAGUCAGAUGGAAAGAGCAGCCUUGGGUACCAAGAGGAAGGGAGCAGCCUCAUCUUCAACUGCGCAGACUGACGAAAGACUACUCAGCUUCGCCGAGGGAAAGGACGGCAUCGACGUCACUGGAGCAGGAGGAGAAGAUGAUUGGCUGGCCACGCAUCUUGACGAUGAGGGUCAAGGGGCGUCAAAUGCUGAGGUGGGCGAGAUUGAGGACAUGCCAGACGCACCACCAGAAGCCGACUCGCUCACGGCUGGUCAAGAGGACGAUCUGGCAUCUCGCAUCGCAGGCACUUCGUUGGGCGACGAUGACGACGAUCGCGAUGAUGGUGGAGAGGUUGGCGAUAUACCAGACAUGGACGACGAGGACGAGGAAGCCAUGGCAGGUGCAGGCGUUGUGGAGCAUGAAGACCCCUCAGCGCUGGCUCCCCCGCCGAAAGCGGCUCCAACUACAUCAGCCGGAGGCAGCAACAUUCUCUCCGUCCGUACCUACGACUGUCUCAUUAGCUACGACAAGUACUAUCAAACCCCGCGCAUGUGGCUGGUUGGCUACGAUGAGCACGGCUCGCCGCUUAAGCCCGCGCAGAUCUUCGAGGACAUCUCGUCGGACUAUGCGCAAAAGACGGUCACCAUCGAGCCUUUCCCGCACUCUGCGACGCUCAACACGGCGAGCGUCCACCCUUGCAAGCACGCCAGCGUCAUGCGCAAGGUGAUCGAACGAAUGGACGCUAGCGUCAAGGAGGAGCAAAAGCGACUAAGGACCAAGCAACAGCAGGGUGGUGAAGGCGAGGAGGCAUCAGUCGAUGACGCCGCGGCGCCUACGUCGAGUACCAAGAAGAAGAAGUGGGGCCUCGGCGGCGCCAUGAAGAAGGUCGCCAAUCGUUCAACGAGCAGCGCGGCCGUUGCCACAUCGGAUAGUUCAGAUUCGCCCGGUGAUGCGACAACCAGCCUCGUCGAGGUAGAAGGGCUGCGAGUCGACCAAUACCUCUUGGUCUUCCUCAAGUUCAUGGCUAGCAUCGUGCCUGCCAUUGAGAUUGAUGCAACGCAGAGCUUUUGAGCGCGGCACUACCACUUCAUUGCUUUUUCAUACCCACCCUCACUUCAGUCAAUGCAUGUCCUGCUCGUGA